AUGGGUAUCCCGCAGCUCUUUGGAGCUGCCCUACUUCUCGCAGCAUCGACAGCAGCGUACCAUAUCCGACAAGCUGAAAACCAGACAAACCAGAUCUUACCUGUGAUAGAUUUGGGUUAUGAGCUUUACCAAGCCUCGAAUUUCAAUGAGACCGGAAGGUUCUACAACUUCUCAAAUAUCCGAUAUUCUGCGAAACCGAUUCGAUUCGGGCUCCCCAAAGAUCCAGAGAUAAAUCGCACCGUAGUCCGUGAUGGGAAUGAUGGUAGGAGAUGCCCUCAAUCUGGGCCAGCCUGGUUUUUCCUCGGGCAAAAGUGGCUUUCACGCCUCGUUCUUGGAACGCCGUGCGACGAAUGUUUUCAGCCCUACGUUCCCUUAGGAGCAAGUUGGAAUCUGCCCCUCGCGCCACCGGACCGUCGUGAAAUGGAAGACUGUUUGUUCCUCGACCUGUUUGUUCCGGAGAAAGUUCUUAAAUCAACUGGCAAGGGCCGCGGCGCUGCAGUUCUUGUAUGGUUCGCUGGAGGUGGCUAUGUAUUCGGCACAAAGGAAGAAAAUCCGGCUGGCUUGUUCGCCGCGAGUGAUCCAAGGAACAUCACUAACAGCGAUAUCAUUUACAUUUCGAUAAACCAUAGAAUGGGGGCGAUGGGAUUCAGCAGCGGCCCGCUUUACCAGUCCGAAGGCGGUAUCCCCAACCUUGGCCUACGUGACCAGCGUUUCGCGCUGGAGUGGAUACAAAAGUAUGUCCACUUGUUUGGUGGCGACAAAGAUCGUAUUACGCUAUUUGGAGAAAGCUCCGGUGGAGGAUCUAUCAUGCACCAAAUGACUGCUUAUGGCGGGACGAAGGGGCCUGUACCUUUUCGACGGGCAGUGCCACAAUCUCCCGGAUGGAUACCAAUCACUUCCACAAUGCAGCAGGACGAGAUCUAUCGCCUACUUCUCAAUAUAACGAAUAGCUCAUCUAUCGCCGAUUUGCGAAAGGUCUCCGAAGCAGACUUCAUGAGAGCCAACUCUCUAAUGGUUGGCUACAACACGACAUACAGCAAUUUUAUGUACAGCCCUGUCAUUGAUGGGGACUUUACGCCGGAGAUUCCCAGUCAACUGUUAGCUCAAGGAAGAUUUGACAAGAACGUUCAGGUUUUUUACAGUUUGGUCACUCACGAGGGAGAUUUCUUCACAUCACCCUACAUAAACACCAGCGAAGCUCUCCAGGCCAGCCUAGUCACCAUAUUCCCGUACAUGAGCUCAAGAUCGCGAGAUCAUAUCUUGAACACAUUGUAUCCACCAAUCUUUAACGGCUCCUAUGGAUAUAAGAGCGAGUACGAACGCGCCUCUGCCAUCAUAGGAGAGAGCAUCAUCUCAUGCAACACGAAAUACCUCGCAGAUGCCUACAACAAUAAACUAUAUUCGUACCUCUUCGCAAUGCCACCAGCCUACCAUGGCAUGGACAACUUGUACAAGUACUAUGACGGAGGCGCUAUCUCAGACGUCAAUGUGAACAUGGUUAUGAAUAGGACUGUUGCGACCGUGCUACAACAAUUGCUCGUGUCGUUCACGAAGACUGGGAUUCCGGUAGCAGAGGGUGUGGAACAAAUCAGCAUGUAUGGAGAGGACUCUUCGAUGCUUCUGCUCAGCAAUGCAACGGGCUUCAGGAAAGUGAAGGACACAACUUCGGCUGCGAGGUGUUCUUGGUGGCAGAAAGAGCGGUACUCAUAG
Paraphaeosphaeria sporulosa is the source of this 1710-nucleotide messenger RNA. RefSeq names its product carboxylesterase family protein-like protein. The coding region runs from base 1 to 1710 and encodes 569 amino acids. The record is from RefSeq and is a predicted model, not a curated record. Lineage: Eukaryota; Fungi; Ascomycota; Dothideomycetes; Pleosporales; Didymosphaeriaceae. The transcript is spliced from 3 exons.